Messenger RNA from Caenorhabditis briggsae, 762 nucleotides. Gene Ontology annotation, biological process: tRNA splicing, via endonucleolytic cleavage and ligation. NCBI's taxonomy places the organism in Eukaryota, Metazoa, Nematoda, Chromadorea, Rhabditida, Rhabditidae. Gene Ontology annotation, molecular function: RNA binding. Bases 1 to 762 code for a protein of 253 amino acids. The record is from RefSeq and is a predicted model, not a curated record. Gene Ontology annotation, cellular component: tRNA-splicing ligase complex. The transcript has 6 exons.
AUGAGCCGACGAAAGUUGAGAGGUGUAGAAUACGAUCGGGAUUAUGUGAAUUUCGAUGACGACACCGAAAUCCGUCGUCUAAUCGCCACCGUCGAGGAGGUCCAUCUAAAGCGACGUGGCGAAAAUUGGGCGGCUCAAAUGCUCGACGAGUCGGAUGUUCAAAAAUGGACCGCCGAGUUGGAGCAAUAUUUUCGAGACUUCGGAGCACCGGAUGGCUGCUCACGCGCCGCCGCCGUUGAUUAUGUGCUCAGUGCUGCGGUUGAGAAGAUUUAUGAGCAAAAGGGCGGUGACGACGAACUCUCAUCUGCUCGUCUCAAAUCGGAAGUGGAAAAAGUUCUAGAAGCACACAAAGAUUCACAAAAUCCACUGAAUCGCCUGGACUACACAUCCCCGAAAUUCGCUGAAAACGCUCGUGCUCUGUGCUCGAUUCUCGGCAUCUCGGCACAUCAUCCGGAUCCGAAGAUUCUGAUGAAGGCGGCGUGUCUCUAUAUUUCAGAGAAUCUGUCAGAAGACGUCAUUGCUGAGGAGACAGAGGAGGUGUUGAAGAAGAAGAAACUUCUCGACAUCAAGGAUUUCCCAAUCGGAAUGGUGGCUCCGAAAAAUGGGGCCGUCCAUUUUUCGGCACGCCUUCUUCGUCUAAUCUCUCUGAAACAGCUGAGAGAUGUUUCCAAAAUGAUCAAUGAAACACUGGUGGAAAUUCAAAAUUUGACGAUGGACAUGUCGAAAAAAGCGAAUUACGAACAGGUGCAAUACGGACAUUAA